Molecule: messenger RNA, 647 nt
Organism: Marchantia polymorpha subsp. ruderalis
Lineage: Eukaryota; Viridiplantae; Streptophyta; Marchantiopsida; Marchantiales; Marchantiaceae
Source: the annotation of a GenBank genome assembly
AUGGGCGCCUUGAGUUUACUAUUCUCGUCCGCAGUUCGGGGGGCUCACUCGGUGGGAGGGGAGGGGAGGGGAGGCGAACGGGAGGGGAGCUGUGGCGGAUCCAUCGUCGAGUGGAGAAGGGGACGCGAGAGCGCAUUUGCGGAUUUAGAGUCGAAGAGACGAUCUCUCUGCUUUCAUUCUCCUCGUUUUUCUCCAAUCGCUGCUCGCUCGCAACUGUAUCAUACUGGUUUCUGUUCGUUGUCAACCAAGAUGAUGCCCGAUCUCGAACCUCCCAUCCUGGGCACCAAAAGACGGAUUCUUACACACUUGCUCUCGAACUCAAAGCUGCGACCACAUUCGCGACAUUCAUGGUCUUUCCUUGACCGGCCUGCCGACAUUGGAGAUUGUACACGAAACGGAUGGGUAGGUUGACUAGUCGCUUCCUUGUCAAGAAAAAAUUGACUCAGACCUUAAAAAACAUUCCGAGCCUUGCGUGAACAAACCCAUGGACAGGGACACGAGUUUUUGUCUGGCGAGCACUUUGUAACGUUCGUCUGAUACACUGGUUACGUGAAGAUUGGGCUGCAAUCGAAGGAUAGAAAGGCAGUGAUACCCAGGAUGACGAAGUAACAGGAUAUAGGCCCCACCAAACCAGCUGAAACUGAAAC